CGAGCCCUCGCCAUAGUAGGGCUGUGCCAACGGUCGCAUUUCUCCAGUGUGUCUGACCGGGGAAGGGUUUCUGUUGCGGCGCUCCCGGUCCGAGGCUUGAAUGAGGUUGAUGCUGCUCUGCUGCACCUGGAAGGACGAACGCAUGGGAGAGGAGGAAGCCGGUGGCAGGUUGCCGGAGUGUGCGGGCUGCAGACAGCACAUCUAUGAUGAGCAGUACCUACAGGCUCUGGACACGGACUGGCACACGCUGUGUUUCAGGUGCUGUGAGUGCGGCGCGUCUCUCUCACACUGGUACUAUGAGAAGGACGGCCGUCUCUUCUGUAAGAAGGACUACUGGGCUAAGUUUGGAGAGCUGUGUCAUGGCUGUUCAGAGCCCAUCACCACCGGACUCAUCAUGGUCGCCGGAGAACAGAAGUAUCACCCAGAAUGCUUCACCUGUCUGAGCUGCCGGGCGUUCAUCGGUGAUGGAGACACGUAUGCUCUGGUGGAGCGAUCCAAACUCUACUGUGGACACUGUUAUUACCAGACGAUCGUGACUCCGGUCACCCUGCCCGACUCGCCCUGCUCCAGGAUUCCUCACACGGUCACUCUAGUGUCCAUUCCCUCCUCCACCGACGGGAAACGGGGCUUUUCUGUGUCCAUCGAUCAGGGCUCCAGUCCCAACGGCUUCAGCCCCGAACACACACACACCGUCAGAGUCUCCGAGGUGGACAAAGAGUGCAUCAGUCCAGACGUCAAGAACUCCAUUCAUGUUGGCGACCGGAUCCUGGAGAUCAAUGGAACCCCAAUCCAGAACGUUCCUCUGGACGAGAUUGAUCUGCUGAUCCAGGAGACCAGUCGUCUGCUGCAGCUGACCAUUGAACAUGACCCUCAUGACCACAGCCCUUCAGAGGACCAGGUGGACGGGCCGACACCCCCGUCUGAGGGGCCCAGCCCCAUCACGCCCAUCACACGGCCCCCCAGCCAGGACGUUAACAACCUGCGCUCGCGGAUCAUCACGCGCAGCUACAGUAUCGAUAAAUCUCCGUGCUCCAGUAACACUCCGUCUCCGCUGUCUCUGAGGAAAGACAUCGGCCGCUCCGAGUCGCUGCGCGUCGUGUCCAGCCGCACACACCGAAUAUUCAGAGCCUCCGACCUGAUCCACGGAGAGGUUCUGGGUACAGGCUGCUUCGGACAGGCCAUAAAGGUGACUCACAGAGAGACGGGAGAGGUGAUGGUGAUGAAGGAACUCAUUCGAUUCGAUGAGGAAACACAGAGGACCUUCCUGAAAGAGGUGAAGGUCAUGAGAUGUUUGGAUCAUCCGAACGUGCUGAAGUUCAUCGGCGUCCUCUACAAAGACAAGCGGCUCAACUUCAUCACUGAGUACAUCAAAGGAGGAACACUGAGAGACAUCAUCAAGAAUAUGGACAGUGAUUAUUCAUGGAAACAGAGAGUGAGUUUUGCCAAGGACAUCUCCUCUGGGAUGACGUACCUGCACUCCAUGAACAUCAUCCAUCGAGACCUCAACUCACACAACUGUCUGGUCAGAGAGAAUAACAGUGUUGUCGUGGCAGAUUUCGGACUGUCUCGACUCAUGGUGGAGGACAAGAAUCAGGACAAGCUGCCGUCAGGACAGAUCCCGGGCGUGAGGAAACCCGACCGGAGAAAGAGAUACACCGUGGUGGGAAACCCCUACUGGAUGGCACCUGAAAUGAUUCACGGGAAGAGCUAUGAUGAGAAGGUGGACAUCUUCUCGUUCGGUAUCAUGCUGUGUGAGAUCAUCGGCCGAGUCAACGCCGAUCCCGACUGCUUGCCCCGUGCCAUGGACUUCGGGCUGAACGUGAAAGAGUUUUUGGAGGAUCACUGCCCGCCUGACUGCCCGACCGCUUUCUUCCCCAUGGCGGCGCUCUGCUGCGACCUGGACGCAGAGAAACGGCCUGCGUUUGUGAAGCUGGAGUCGUGGCUGGAGAACCUGAAGAUGCACAUGGAGAUGGGGCUUCAUCUGAUGUCCGAUCUGGAAGUCAUUCAUCAAGACUUCUGGCAGAAACACUCGAGUGGCAAGAACGGGCUUCACACGCACCCAGAGCAGCCUGAGUGAGAGCCGAUCGCUGCAGACGGAGGAGCAGGUCCACCACAGGACGUCCCGACACACCACGCUUCUGCAACCCACGCUGUCUCCUCACAACAUAACACAUCUGGACAGAUGUUUGAGCCGGAGUCUGACGCAUGCAUGUCUGCUGUGGCUCACAGUGUGAUGUUCUUCAUACGGUGCUGAUGGUGCGUUCAGGUCUCAUCCACACGACGUCUGUGGUGAAGCUCUGACUGUGUUUAGGUUGAUCUGCUGAUGAGAUAUGAACGCACCAGAACACACAUCAUCAUCAGUGUCCUCGUGGUCCUUAGGUACGCCCAGCAUCGGCGUCCUCGUGUCAGGCACGUCCCGCAGUGUAACAGAGUUACAGUACACGUUGUAAAUGUUUGACAUAUUGUAUAUGUGCAGACAUUAUUUUGUCCAGUGAUUGCGCAUUGGCGUACUUUCAUCUGGAUGUUUGCUGAAAUGCAAGUCCGGUCCUCACAAGAAGAUCAGGAAAAUGAUGAACUCUAGAGAGGCUUCCUGUCUGUGUCCAACACAUAUACACGUCACUUCUUAACUUAACACAGUCUUCUUGCCCCAAAUCCAAAAUAUAUGUAUAUAUGUGUGUUUUGCAGAAAACAAUGGAGCCUUUUUUUUUUUUAGAAUGAUUUAUUAUUUAAACUGUAAAGUAAAUUUGCAUCACGUUAGUAUUUGUUGUAAUGAAUGUAUUUUAUGGCGAUUUAAAAGAAAAUCCAAGAUCUUCACAGGCUUCAUGUUCUUGUGCAAAAUCGAGUUUCUAAUCUCUUUCUUUAGAUUUCGGGGUGAACGAUGUUGUGGACUCGUUAUUAACUAGUGCUUCAAAUUGUGAUGAGUGGACAGGAUUUCCUGACCUCAGCCAAUCGAAGCGCUCGGUACUGUUGACACGCUGACGUCUGAUCUGCAGGAGUUUGUUCCUGGCCUGUGUUUGAAAGGCUGAGCCUGAUUUAGACCCUCAUGUGUGACGGUGUGUCUCAGGGUGGAUCCUCACGACUGAACGGGUGUGUGUGUGUGUGUGUGUGUGUGUGUGUGUGUGACUCCCCAUGGGAGCCUCAGCUUUACACAACACUGCUGGUGUAAAUAUCUGACAGAAAGGCUUCUCUCGAUGUUUCUGCAUGUGUCCCUGUCACAUCCUCCACUACUGAUCCAGCUGUUCUCGUAAAGAUCAACAGAUGUUAUUGUGAAAACACGAAGGAGGAUCGCCAGGAAAGCACGUGUACAGACAGAAAAAAGUAAAAACACAGCCUUUUCUUCUCUCUUUUUGAAUAGAACCACUAUUUUCUCUUUUAUAAAAUGUUGAAAUGAUUUGAUUUGCACUAUGUGUGAAAGCGGCUGCCGCUCGAGCCUUUGGUUUCUUUGGGUUCCUCCGAACGUGAGCCGCUUGGUUAUUGUGUGAAUGCAGUCACUGAUGGAGCCUUCGGUGACGUUUGGCCGCUGACGCGCCGGUCCUGAGCAGCAGAUGAGAUCUGAUCCCAGUGCACUUAAUAAUAUACAGCUGGCAUCACCUGCAAUUAAAUGACUGCGUUCACUAUCAGUACCAGUUUGACUGUUUCUAAAUAGAUAUUUGGCUGUUGUUUGAUAUGAAUCUGUAUCCUGCACAGUCUAGCUGAUGUCAACCAGACAGACAAACACUGUUGUCAAGUCUGGCUUGGUUUAUCAAGACAAUAAAUAGGCUUAAUUUUAAUUUCAUGUUGACUUGAAGCCCUGAUGAUCAUAUCAGAUAUCAAUAAUAUCAUUAUUGCCAUUAACAAAAAGCCAUAUUACUAUGAAAGCCAUUUUAGCAAAUUGAUUAUGAGUCCACAGUUUGUGUAACCAAAAACUGACCAGAAAUCCAGUAUCCUGUGAGCCAAAGCAGUGCUGUAAUGUAAGUCUGUGAGCUGCUGCUCGGGGCCGGGGCCCGGACUGAGAGUCCUGUAGCACCUCCAUCAUCCCCAUGUGCGGCUGGACCACCGCUGGCCUACACUGAACACUGGAGUCCACCUCAGGCUCCCGCUGCUGUCAUGUCAUCGUUCAUAUCUGUCACACUCAUACGCAUCAAUGAGAAAGUGCCGAGGAAGCCAGAGCUUGAUCUGGUGACAGAAUGCUGCAGCUUUUCCUUCUGGAAGCGAUGCUUUUACCUCUCCACAUUGCUGUGCCUUUGUUUUACGCUAGCCUUGCCAACGACUCGUCGUGUGUUUUGAGCCGGAUGAGUUUGUGUCGUCAUCGCUUACCUGUUUCAGUGAGGCUUCCUUUUGUUCUCUAGAUAUUUAUAUUCUCCACGUUUCCAUUGUUCAGUUUGAUAUUUUAGGUUUAUGGUUUCCUGUAAUUUAAUGUUUUUACUGAAGCUGUGAAAUGACUCUGCACUUUAAACGUACUGGCCGUGAAUGGAGGCGACUGUAAUUCAGCACAGAAUAAAGUCCGCUCCUGAUGUUA
Molecule: messenger RNA, 4498 nt
Organism: Cyprinus carpio (common carp)
Lineage: Eukaryota; Metazoa; Chordata; Actinopteri; Cypriniformes; Cyprinidae
Product: LIM domain kinase 1
Biological process (GO): positive regulation of stress fiber assembly; actin cytoskeleton organization; protein phosphorylation
Cellular component (GO): nucleus; neuron projection; cytoplasm
Molecular function (GO): protein binding; protein serine/threonine kinase activity; ATP binding
Source: RefSeq, a predicted model, not a curated record